This is a messenger RNA of Sphenostylis stenocarpa, 2151 nucleotides long. Lineage: Eukaryota; Viridiplantae; Streptophyta; Magnoliopsida; Fabales; Fabaceae. The record is from the annotation of a GenBank genome assembly.
AUGGGUUCAGCCCUUCCUCCAGAACAAAUUGCUUGGUGCGGAAUGGAUGCUGUGCUGUUGUACUGGGAUGAUAUGCUUUUAAUGAUGGGUCCUGAUGGAGAGCCAGUUCACUACCUUUAUGAUGAACCAAUAAUUCUUAUACCUGAGUGUGACGGAGUGAGGAUAUUGUCCAACACUAGCAUGGAAUUUCUACAACGGGUGCCUGAUUCCACCGUUUCAAUAUUCACAAUUGGAAGUACAUCACCUGCUGCUUUACUGUAUGAUGCCCUGGAUCAUUUUGAUAGGCGAAGUGCCAAGUACUAUGAUGCUGUUGCUGAUGAAAAUUUGAGAUUGAUUAGAUCGUCCCUUCCUGAGGCUGUUGAAGCUUGUGUUGAUGCUGCAGGUCAUGAAUUUGACGUUUCACGCCAGCAAACUCUCCUAAGGGCUGCCAGUUAUGGGCAGGCUUUUUGUAGCAAUUUUCAACGUGAUCGGAUCCAAGAGAUGUGUAAAAUUCUGCGGGUCUUGAAUGCAGUGCGCAGCCCUGAGAUUGGCAUUCCUCUUAGUAUUCAGCAAUACAAGUUGCUUACACCAUCUGUUCUGAUCGGUCGUCUGAUUAAUGCUUACCAACAUCUGCUUGCACUGAAAGUAUCAGAAUAUCUUGGGAUGAAUCAAUCCCCAGGAGUGUAUGCAUAUUUCUUGGAGCUUCUGAUGGAGGCAAGUUCUCAGUGUUGGGCUGAUAUGAUUGUCAGAGAUAAUGGUGGUGGUUGGUUCGUCGAAAAUUCAGUGAGGGCAAGCUUCAAUAUACAGUCUGUUAGUGCCACCUUUCUCUUCGAUAACGACCUCCUCUACUGUACUCCCCAACUCAUUCUCAAUCCUACCUUUGUUCCCCCUCCUUUCUAUAUUAUACACAAUUGGAUGGAGGAUGAGGUCCAUUACCUAGGGUGGAUGGGUGCAACAGAAUUGACAGGAGUACAACUGGAGGUGGUGAUAAUGCAUUGGGCCUGUUCAAAGAUAACUGCUUCAUUGGUAAUUCCCGAUGCAGCUCUUCUGGAGAUUCUCCUGGAUAAGUUAAAACUGUGUAAGGGCAUAUCCUAUGCAGCAGUUGCUGCUCAUGCAGACAAAAAUGGCCGACGAAAGUUAGCUGCCUUGCUUGUUGAACAUGAGCCUCGGUCAUCAAAACAGGUUCCUCUCUUGUUGAGCAUUGGAGAAGAAGAUAUAGCCUUGAUGAAGGCGAUUGAAUGUGGUGAUACAGAUCUUGUUUACCUUAGGCAGCCGUUGGAGUUCUUUGGCACUAUACAGGCCAGACCUUUAGCACGUGACUUAUUUGUAACUUAUGCACGGUUCUAUAAACAUGAAUUUUUGAAGGACUUCUUCUUAUCAACUGGGCAGCUUCAAGAUGUGGCAUUUCUUUUGUGGAAAGAAUCAUGGGAGCUUGGUAAAAAUCCCAUGGCAAGCAAAGGAUCUCCACUUCAUGGUCCUCGAAUAAAAAUUAUUGAGAAGGCACAAAGUCUUUUUGCUGAAACCAAGGAGCACAUCUUUGAAUCGAAGGCAGCUGAAGAGCAUGCAAAACUAUUAAGAAUUCAGCAUGAACUUGAAGUGACUACAAAGCAGGCCAUUUUUGUGGAUUCUAGUAUAAACGAUACAAUCCGGACUUGUAUUGUCUUGGGAAAUCAUCGAGCUGCAAUGAAAGUGAAAACAGAGUUUAAGGUGUCUGAGAAGAGAUGGUAUUGGCUUAAAGUUUUUGCUUUGGCUACAAUCAAGGAUUGGGUUGCCCUAGAAAAAUUUUCAAAGGAGAAGAAACCUUCAAUUGGUUAUAGACCAUUUGUGGAGGCAUGCAUUGAAGCGGAUGAAAAGGCUGAAGCCGUUAAAUAUAUCCCAAAACUUGCAGACCCUAGAGAAAGAGCUGAGUCAUAUGCUAGAAUUGGUUUGGCCAAGGAAGCUGCCGAUGCUGCUUCACAGGCAAAAGAUGGUGAAUUACUUGGUCGGUUGAAAUUGACUUUUGCACAAAAUGCCGCCGCUUCAUCAAUAUUCGAUACUCUUCGAGAUCGGUUGUCUUUCCAAGAUGGAUUAGCAAAUCUUAAUGACUGUAGUAAUACGUUUUUACGAUAUCCAAAUUUGGAAAGCACGUGGAAGGAGUCUCAGUCAAUACUACGAUGGGCUUUUGCUGCGUAA